Molecule: messenger RNA, 2562 nt
Organism: Paramormyrops kingsleyae
Lineage: Eukaryota; Metazoa; Chordata; Actinopteri; Osteoglossiformes; Mormyridae
Gene: stx3b
Product: syntaxin 3b
Biological process (GO): exocytic insertion of neurotransmitter receptor to postsynaptic membrane; vesicle fusion; intracellular protein transport
Cellular component (GO): endomembrane system; SNARE complex; plasma membrane
Molecular function (GO): SNAP receptor activity; SNARE binding
Source: RefSeq, a predicted model, not a curated record
GGGCGUUACUGGGCAUGCGUAAAGCAGCACCUGAGCUCUGUAAUGAUUACGGAGCGAGACGGGCGCGCGCAGGGAGGGAGAAGGAGAUUAUCUGCGCGCGACUCCGCUCUCUUAAUCCACGCCGAGCAGAUAGACUUUGUAAAACUACCAGGAUGAAACGAAGCAGCCAUAUUGUAUGGACAUUACUUGGGAAAUCAGUAUUUCAAACUUAGUAAAUUCAUUAGUUACGGGAAUACGGGCCUUGGAUUGAAUUAGAAAAAAUCAUAUUGCUUCUACUCAAGAUACCCUUUUAAAAUAUUGUCGCAGUAAGUCUGAGUCCUGCUUGCUUUUUUAGUUAUUUAUUGUUAGAUUGUUCUUUAAAUUGUUGACGCGAUUGCGAAGUUAUCAGAAAUGAAAGACAGACUGGAACAACUUAAGGCGACAUGUGACACGGAUGAUGUUGAAGAUGUGGAAAUUGCUGUGGACAAUCCAGCCUUUAUGGAUGAGUUCUUUGAUCAGAUUGAUGAGAUUCGCACCAACAUCGAAAAGAUGGAAGGGAGUGUGACUGAAGCCAAGAGACUCUACUCGCUCAUCCUGUCCGCUCCCACCUCAGACCAGAAAACUCAAGAUGACUUGGAGGCCAUCACUAACAAUAUCAAGAAAAGGGCUCGAAGCACUCACAGCAAACUUAAGAGUAUCGAGCAGAACCUGCUGAGAGAAGAGGAGAGGGCUUCCACAGACAUGCGCAUCCGUAAAUCACAGCAUUCUGUCCUGUCCAGAAAAUUUGUGGAGGUGAUGACCAAGUACAACGAGGCCCAGGUGGACUUCCGGGAGAGGAGUAAAGGGCGGAUUCAGCGACAGCUGGAAAUCACUGGCAAAACUACAACCGACGAGGAGCUGGAGGAGAUGCUGGAGAGUGGGAACGCAGCCGUUUUCACAGCAGGGAUCGUGGACUCUGGCAUCUCGAAGCAAGCGCUGAGUGAGAUCGAGGCUCGGCACAAAGACAUCGUGAAGCUGGAGAGCAGCAUCCGGGAGCUGCAUGAGAUGUUCGUGGACAUCGCCAUGCUGGUUGAGAACCAGGGUGAAAUCGUAGACAACAUCGAGGUCCACGUGUCCAAAGCGGUCGAUCAUAUAGCGGUGGCCAAGAUCGAAACCAAAAAAGCCGUCAGGUACCAGAAGAAGUCCCGCAAGGUAGCUCGCUCCAGCCAGCCCCGUCCUGUCCCUUGUGCUCCUGCACCCUGCGGCCUGGUGGCCCGGGUUUGGUAUUUGAGUGACAGAUGUUUAAGCCUUGUGUCUUUGCGACACUCUGUCCCGUUACUUCUGUCCCUCUUCUUCGCUGUUUCCACCCUCUUUAAAAAAUUGUAUUUAUCCUCACGCUUGACUCCACCGAUUCUGGUCAGGGUGGCAUGAUUGACAGGAUUGAGAACAAUAUGGACCAAUCGGUGGGUUUGGUAGAGCAGGCACUGCCAGACACUAAGACAGCUGAGGCCCAUUGGGUGAGUGGUAAUAGGUGGUGACACCCCCGUGCCCCACUGUAACCGCAAUGAUCCCAAACCCGAUUUCCCAUCAUCCCUCGGAUUCAGUAAUGCCUGUACAAAGCACUAACUCACUUCAGCCUAAUUGUCAUUAUAGUGUAAAUACAAAAGUAUCUAAUUAACCAGAAAGGGGCCAAUUAGAAAUAUGAACAUUACACGAUGCACUUGGUUCUUAAAAACCAAUCUCAAAUGAAAACAAUUCUUCAUAACAUUUACACAGCUUGGAUAUUCACACUUGAAUGAGAUCCAUAUGGACUAGUUCAUACACGCAUUACUGCCUAAAUGCUAGAAUGUUUCAUUAAUGUUAAGAAUUGGUCGUAGACCGCCUUUGUGGUAGGUAAGCAAAAUACCAGACACACACACCCAGUGCUGUGCCUCUCGCAAUACUGCGGUGCACCAUGAUCAGGCCGAUGUACUGACUGUUCGAACAAAGGGGUGUACAUUUUAUUCCUGUAAGCCCAGCAUGACUUAACUACAUGUAACCUCUGUUUCAGUAACUACCAGCCUGUUUUUGUAGCGAUCAUGAGUGUAAGCAUUAAUCUCUCUCCCCCUUUCAUGACAUUCUUCCCUUAUCGAGAGCCUCAGUGUUUCUGUCAGUCCUCAUUCUGACUCGCCAUGCAAGUCAAUAAAUAGACUGAACCAGACGGCAUCUACUGGAAAACCUGACCGUGUCCUUUGGCAAAGGAGAGCUCCUCUCACCCGUCGCCCAAGUGCAUGGUCACACACGCGCACACUCUUUUCUUUCCAUUUUCCCUCUUUUUUUUUUUUUUUCUUUUUUUUUCUUUCUUCUUCACCUUUCAUCUCUACUGCCCGUGGUUAUUUUAUAGUCGGACUCACUGCUCUGAUGUUUGGAGCCCCUGCUGAUUUUUUUGGACUAGCCGGAGUUUUGGGGGUCUGAAGGCGUGUCCAGCAGAGGUGCUCCAGGCAGAUCACGGAGUUUGUCUGUCGUUGUGACAUCGUGACGUUAAUCUGUGUUGCUAUGGUGACAUAUGUGUAAGUGUCUGUAGAUCUGGGGAGGAAGAUAAAAAAAAAAAAAAAAAAUUAAAAA